GGAAGGAGCUUUGAUUUGCUCGAAAUUUAGUUUUUAGAAAACGUUGUUUUGACGGGUUUUUUUCCUCAGUUUAUUUCUAAAAGUUAAAAAAAAAUGUUUUAAAGUUUUUGUUUCCUUGGGCCAAGGUAGGAAAACUGCCUGUGAUCACUCUUUUGGAUUUAGCCUACUGAAUAAAAAUAGCAGAAAAGAAUGCGAAAUUCUCAUACUGCGCAAUUCCUGUUCUGUGUAAAGUCCAACUUGUGGAUCUACCCGGUUUAGCGGUGGGACCCGCCUACUUCCGACCCUGAUCGUGAACGCGGUCACCAAUGUAAACAAAAGUCCCAAAAGUGUCGCGUUUAGGACUACAAGAUGUCCGUGUUAGAGAUAUUGUUCACAAUGAAAUCAAAUCCAUGCUGGAUAUACUCUGGAUGCUGAUCUUGAACUACGGUAUCCACCAAAUAGGACAAAACGCCUACCAGCGCAGUGUGGGGAUCGGCAAAAAGAACCUUCUAGAGUGGUGCCAAGAAGAAUUGGGAGCCGCUUUUGACCACAGAAACACUCUCACUUUCAAUCUUUGCAAUGGCGACUGGUUUGUCAAGCUGCUAGAAAAAGUGGCCGGAUGCAGCAUGACCAAAUCUGAGGAUAAGUCAGAGUAUAUCGAUGCUCUACUUGUGGAGAUCCAAGACAGAUACAUGAUAAAAAAGGACAUCAUUAA
Messenger RNA from Aplysia californica (California sea hare), 694 nucleotides. RefSeq lists its product as uncharacterized. Gene Ontology annotation, molecular function: protein binding. The record is from RefSeq and is a predicted model, not a curated record. Lineage: Eukaryota; Metazoa; Mollusca; Gastropoda; Aplysiida; Aplysiidae.